Trichoplax adhaerens is the source of this 732-nucleotide messenger RNA. RefSeq lists its product as uncharacterized. The transcript is spliced from 7 exons. Gene Ontology annotation, cellular component: nucleolus; cytoplasmic exosome (RNase complex); nuclear exosome (RNase complex). The record is from RefSeq and is a predicted model, not a curated record. Lineage: Eukaryota; Metazoa; Placozoa; Uniplacotomia; Trichoplacea; Trichoplacidae. Gene Ontology annotation, biological process: U4 snRNA 3'-end processing; poly(A)-dependent snoRNA 3'-end processing; nuclear mRNA surveillance. The coding region runs from base 1 to 732 and encodes 243 amino acids.
AUGGAGAUCAUCUCGCCUGAAGGCUUGAGAAUUGAUGGUAGGCGUCCAGAAGAAAUUCGUCGAUUUAAUUGUCGGUUAGGUGUAUUAUCGAGAGCUGAUGGUUCAGCUUACUUAGAACAAGGCAACACAAAAGCCCUGGCUUCCAUCAACGGCCCACACCAAGCAGGUGAUAAAGCCAAAAUCAAGCAUGAUCGUGUCCAUAUCAAUUUUCAAUACAGUAUGGCUACGUUCAGUACUAAUGAAAGACGGAAUCGUCCUAAAGGCGAUAAGCGUUCAAUAGAUAUUUCUCAGCUUAUGCGUGAAAUUUUUCAGUCAGCGAUACUCACAGAUUUAUAUCCUAAAUCGCAGAUUGAUAUUCAUGUACAAAUAUUGCAAGCUGAUGGAGGGAACUAUAGUGCUUGCAUAAAUGCGGCAACAUUAGCAUUAAUGGACGCUGGCGUCCCAAUGAAAGACUUUAUUUGCUCCUGUACAGCUAGCCUUGUAGAUAGUAAAACUAUUAUAGAUGUAAAUAAUUCUGAAGAAUUGCAUUUUAGUAAUCCUUUAUUGACACUAGCUAUCUUACCCACAUCUGAAGAAAUCAUUCUUUGUCAGAUGAAAUCUAGGCUGCAUGCUGAUCAUUUAGAAGAUAUUUUGAAGGCUGGCAUAAAAGGCUGUAAAGAUAUUUACGAGAUAAUGCAUCGGGAAGUGCUAAAUCAUGUUCGGGAAGCUGCUGCGGUUAUGAAUGCAACGUGA